CGUCGAAGCCUGAAAGCCCAUAUUAACCAGCGUGCGAGAGUUAACGAGAAAAGAAAAAAAGAAACAAACAAGAAACAUGAACCAUAGUAAUAACAGCCAGCAAUCAAGCGAUGGAAGGCACGAUGAUGACGCAGCUCUCACAGAAUUCCUUUCUUCCUUAAUGGAUUUCACUCCCACUAUACCCGACGAAUUGGUUGAGCACUACUUAGCCAAGAGUGGGUUUCAAUGUCCCGAUGUUCGAUUAAUCAGAUUAGUAGCUGUUGCUACACAAAAGUUUGUUUCAGAGGUCGCGAUGGAUGCACUCCAGCAAUGCAGGGCUCGUCAAACUUCUGUGGUGAAAGACAAAAGAGAGAAGCAGCAAAAGGAUAAGCGGCUGAUCUUAACAAUGGAUGACCUGUCCAAGGCACUGCAAGGGCAUGGCGUGAAUGUGAAGCACCAGGAGUAUUUUGCUGAUAGCCCAUCUACUGGAAUGGAUCCUGCAUCAAGAGAUGAGUAAUAUGAUUUGUGGCUUUAGAAAGACGUCUUAACAUUUAUGUCAAGUCCAUAUACAUUUGCCUUUUCAGAACAACUCUUAUUAACAGAUAAAUGUUUAGUCCUGCAUUUAGAAUUUUAAUAUCUGCUGUCUAUUCUAUGUGUAUGUGCCUGUUUCAUUGAAUUCAUUUAUCUUUUUUUC
This is a messenger RNA of Jatropha curcas, 673 nucleotides long. It is a transcript of the gene TAFII15, whose product is annotated as TBP-associated factor II 15. Gene Ontology annotation, biological process: transcription initiation at RNA polymerase II promoter. Lineage: Eukaryota; Viridiplantae; Streptophyta; Magnoliopsida; Malpighiales; Euphorbiaceae. The record is from RefSeq and is a predicted model, not a curated record. Gene Ontology annotation, cellular component: nucleus; transcription factor TFIID complex; SAGA complex. Gene Ontology annotation, molecular function: promoter-specific chromatin binding; RNA polymerase II general transcription initiation factor activity.